Messenger RNA from Amblyraja radiata (thorny skate), 3682 nucleotides. RefSeq lists its product as uncharacterized. The transcript has 16 exons. Lineage: Eukaryota; Metazoa; Chordata; Chondrichthyes; Rajiformes; Rajidae. Bases 175 to 1899 code for a protein of 574 amino acids. The record is from RefSeq and is a predicted model, not a curated record.
UUCUACUCCCGCAGGGAAGCUUUGACAAGGAUUCUGUGGAAUCUGUGUGGAUAUUUAAAUACUCAGCAAGUCAACGAUCUCCUCGUCAGUUUAGGGAUUGCUGGAGUAUCCCGGAUUUCCUUUGAUGAUUUUGUGGGCUGCUUCCACGAUCCUGAGGUUGGGAAGACCGCGUGGAUGAAGAAUGUUCAGCCGAAGCAGUUGCAGGAGACGGGGAGCAAGUUGCAGAAGCCGGGCAAAGCUGCGGAGAACGCCGACAACGGUCUUAACCUGCUGAAGCAGAAAGUGCGGGAGAGAGGGUUUUCCUUGAAUUCCCACUUCCAGCCAUCGUGCCUGGAACCAGGAGGUGUCGUCACGGUGGAGCAGCUGAAGCAAGCUGUGAACAGCAUGGGCCUGGCGAUAACCAGCGAGGAGGUGGACAACCUGUGGGUGAGGGUAAAUAAGGAAAGGAAAUUGGAAAUGCCCACCGUCCAGCUUCUAAAUGAACUUGGAAUUAGUGGUCAACAAACCGGUUCGUGUGGAGCAAUGGACCUGACACCAGCGUGCAGAACAGAUUUAAAUGACCAGCCGGCAACACCAACGGCCAAAGCUAAACACGUCCCAGCACACGGUGCUGCCGAUGCCAGUGAUGACAUGGUCAGGGUAUUCAGAGACAAGCUUGACGAAGCCGGCGUAUCUGUCCUCCAUGAGUUUGCCAAGUACGACAAAGAGGCCAAUGGUUUGAUCAGCAAGAGCGGAUUCCGACACGCGCUGGUCGAUUUAAAGAUUGGCAUGUUUGUCAUGGAUUUGGAGCACAUGUUAUCAAGAUUCAACCUGAGACGAAAGGACGGGCUGGUGGACUACGUGACGUUCGUGAAAAAGCUGCAAAGCCGAUCGAAUCUGAGCCUGUUCCACAAGCUGCUGCCACAGUUAAAUGCCAGUGAGGGAGGAGGAUUGAGAGGCGUGAAGUGCAACCUGACAUCCUCGGAGGCCACGGUCAACCUGCUAAACCAGUGUCAUCGACUCUACCUACAGCUGUUGACCGCUUUCAGGAAAGCUGAGGUUUCAGGAGAGGAAGUCAUUGCCUCACAAGCAUUCAAGGAGAUCCUUGAAAAAUACUUCCAGAUCGAUCUCUCAGACAAUCAGCUCCACAGCAUCUUGACCAAAGUUGGAGACCCACAAACCGGCCUGGUUUCCUACUCAAAGUUUCUGAGCCUUUUCCAAGACCGACCCAGCACAAGCGAGCUGAAGGACGAGGUCAGCCAAUGUUCUAACCUCAUGAAGAAUCAGAACUUCCGCAUAGACAGAAUACGCUACCGAGAGCGGUUCAGCAGUGACUGGGCCAGAUACAGCCUCGCCCACAAACCCCGACCACUGCAAGAGGUGCGAUCCAUAGUCUGGAACCUCCUGCAGAAAAGAUUCCGGUCCUUCUGCAAGGUGUAUGUGAGCGUCUGUAUUAACGAUGACUGCACGGCUGAUAAGGAGAAAAUGGAUAGCGUGUUGUUGAGGAUGCACGUCAUCCUCCUCCCGAUGGAGCUGGAGAAGCUGUGGUAUAGUCUGCCCAUCUCCUACCCCGUGGAAGCCAUCUCACUCAGGAAGUUCCUUCGGCAUUUCAGCAGAUUGAAGAAGAUGAAGGACUCGGGACUUCCGCUGAGCCCUGUGGCCCCGAUCCUCAGCAAGGUGCGGCGUGACGUUGUCAAGCACUGGGCCGAGCUGAAGUCCAUCCUGAAGGAGCGAGACCCGCACGGCACUGGACUGGUCCCCUUCAGGGACAUCCAGGCCAUCUGCAUGAGCCUGAGGUGGAACCUCCUGCCCACCGAGAUGGAUAAGCUGUGUGCAGCCUUCGACCUGGGCCAGAGUGCAGAGUUUCACUACAUCCCCUUCCUGAAAUCCUACACAAAGAAGCAAAAAGGGACCGUGUAGCGAUGAAGGAGCCAAUUCUGGAAUGGUGUCUGACGACAUUGAAGCAAGGUUCAGAUCUGGCCUUUCUCAGCGAGCCUGGUCAACGUGUACCAUGCCGGAGACAUACCUGGAACCGGGCAGGGAGUUCAUGCCUGGCUACUCUUACCCAACCAAUGUUGUCAGCUGGUGGUUUUCAUAGUCGAUUUUCAUAGUAAAGUGGAUGUCCACACUGUAGAUUGUAAACUGGUCAACUUCCCCACUCUUACCUUUUCCUCCUCUCCCAAUCCAGACCUCUCUAUCCUUCCCUCCCCCUCUCCUUCUCUCUCCAUCCAGAACUCUCACUCCUUCCCCCUCCUGCCCCUCCCUCCACCCCCCCCCCCUCCCUCUUCUCCUCUCUCCCCAAUCAGACCUCUCACUCCUUCCCUCACCCUCUGCUUUACCCUUCUCCACCUGCACCCUUUCUACCCACCCCCCCCCCCCCUCAUUUCCCUCUCAAGCCUCCCUGCCUUCCUCUCUGUCCCAUCUUCCACUCUCCCUGCCCGCUUCCAAAGUCCAGGCAUUGUCCUCUGGAAACUAUAAGUUCAACUUCUCUUAUUCCGUUUGGGUAUUUAAAAUCUAACGGUAUAAAUGCUGAAUACUCCAAUUUGAAGUGCACCCUAUUUUCCCUCUUUCCUUUGCCCCCUCCUAGGUCCGCCCUCUAUCUACCCUGAUGUGCACAUAUUUCACCCAUCUCCCACCCCCACAACCACCCCGCUCCUACUGCACCUCCAUACGCUAAACUUCCAUCCCAUCCCCCAUUUUCCUUUUAUCCCCAAAUGCUUUGUGUUGUGGGGUGGGGGAGGGGGAUGUGGUUCAGGGUUCAUCUCAGUGCCACUUUCAUCUGGUUGCCCAAGGCUGUGUAUGAGGCCAUGUCCCACCCAGUAACCAGGACUAACGUUGACCCCAACACUGUGGGAUGAUCAAUGGCUCAAUCACAUCAAGAUGCCUCAAUUGACAGUGUGUCUGUGUGUGUGGCAUGGGAAACAACUUAGAGAUACAACAGCCUCAUUUAAAAAAAGGAAUUAGAAACAUAGAAAAAUAGGUGUAAGGGUAAGCCAUUCGUCCUUUCGUUUCAGCACCACCUUUGAAUAUGAUCAUGGCUGAUCAUCCAAAAUCAGUACCCCAUUCCUGCUUUCUCCCCUUAUCCCUUGAUUCCGUUAGACCUAAGAGCUAUAUCUAACUCUCUCUUGAAUACAUCAAGAGAAUCAAGAUUCAUACAUCAAGAGAGAAUUGGUUCAAUAUUUGAACAAGAAGACUUUCAUUCAUUUUGGGUGACUGUGGGUGCUAAGAGGACUAGAAUAGAGCUCAAACUGAAGGGCUAGCAUUGUCACAAUGGAACACAUGGCCUUCAUGUAUUGCUAAUCUAGAAUGUAAGUGAUUUGGUGACUGACUAUUAAACAAUCACAAAUCAAUACUCUAUCAUUGCUGUGUUGUCUGUGAGUCGGACACAUUCCCAAGAAGGACUGACAAAAAUAGCAUCUAAUUUACUGUAGACAGACACAAAAAGCUGGAGUAACUCAGCGGGACAAGCAGCAUCUCUGGAGAGAAGGAAUGGGUAUUAUUUUGGGUCAAGCCUUCUUCAGACCCUUUUGGGUUGAAACCCUUCAGAUUCACUGUUAUCCUUGAAGAGUGUUUAAUUGUCAUUCGUACGAGCAAAGAAACAAUGAAAUGCUUACCCGCUUUGUUUGUUGAGCAAUCUCCUUGAUUACCCCCAGUGAUCUCUGUAUUUGGCGCUCCUGAAUAAAGUCUUGACUGCCUUUCCAGA